AGUAGCAUGUGAGAUAAAUAAGAGAGACUCUUAACUGCUCCCUGCAUUGAUAGCUAACACUGAUUGUUUCAUGUAUUAUUCAACUGAUAUGUGGAAGUACAGGUGUUUGAUUACGUUUUAUGAAGAUUACAGCAAACUGGCUUGUAGUCUUUGCUAUCUUGCUUCUUAUGGUUAGAGGUUUUAUCUCAUGUAGUUGCUAUAGGUUGAGGGGCAGACUGGGGAAGUUAUUUUCGAUCACUUGCAUGCAACUGCGUUCCAGUACACUCCUUUGGGAAGAACUAUUCUUGGACCUGCUCAGAAUAUUAGGACAAUCACAAAAGAACAUCUCCAGAGCUAUAUUCAAACACACUACACAGCUCCGAGAAUGGUCAUUGCUGCUUCCGGAGCUGUGAAGCAUGAAGACGUUGUCGAGGAAGUAAAAAAAUUGUUUACAAAGUUGUCAGCAGAUCCCACCACAGCUACUCAACUAGUUGCAAAAGAACCAGCAUUUUUUACCGGUUCUGAGGUUAGGAUAAUUGAUGAUGAUAUGCCUCUGGCACAAUUUGCGGUUGCUUUUAAUGGAGCAUCUUGGACAGAUCCAGAUUCCAUUGCGCUGAUGGUAAUGCAGGCUAUGCUGGGUCCAUGGACUAAAAGUGCUAGUGGUGGAAAGCACAUGGGUUCCGAGCUGGCACAGAGGAUUGGCAUUAAUGAAAUUGCAGAAACCAUGAUUUCUUUUAACACCAACUAUAAAGACACUGGUCUAUUUGGUGUUUAUGCUGUUGCUAAGCCGGAUUGCUUAGAUGAUUUGGCAUAUGCAAUAAUGUAUGAGACCACCAAGUUAUGUUAUCGAGUUUCAGAAGCUAAUGUUAUUCGUGCGUGUAAUGAGUUGAAAUCUUCUCUGAUGCUUAGAAUUGAUGGAACAAGUCCUGUGGCUGAAGAUAUUGGGCUCCAGUUACUUACAUAUAGCCGAAGAAUCCCAUUCGCCGAAUUAUUUGCCAGAAUUGAUGCGGUUGAUGCAAGCACCAUUAAACGUGUUGCAAACAAAUUUAUUUUUGACAAGGAUAUUGCAAUUGCUGCGAUGGGGCCAAUCCAAGGUUUGCCUGACUACAACUGGUUCAGACGGAGGACCUACUGGAACCGCUACUAGUCUGCUUUAAAAUUUUUGCCUUUUUAUUGUGUAUUACCCUGGUUGGGUGGUCUGGUCUCAGAUAACUUGCAUUUUUUUGAAAUCAAUGCCCUUAGAGAGCUGGCAUUUUAAUUUAUCGAUUUUAUGUCUUUUUUUUUUUUCUUUUUUUUUUUUUGUAACAUUGCGUAUAAAGAAAUUAGGGUAUGCUUCCAUCAAUGUUGCGAUUCUGAAUUACAAGACACUGAAUUCCUCCCAUGUUUCCAAGCAAAAUUCAAAGUUCUAUCGGCUAAUAUCAUUUUGUGACAUUCCUCAUUUGUUUGAAUCUGCCAAAUGAAUGUGGGUGUCUUC
Molecule: messenger RNA, 1453 nt
Organism: Corylus avellana
Lineage: Eukaryota; Viridiplantae; Streptophyta; Magnoliopsida; Fagales; Betulaceae
Source: RefSeq, a predicted model, not a curated record